Molecule: messenger RNA, 1047 nt
Organism: Aspergillus niger
Lineage: Eukaryota; Fungi; Ascomycota; Eurotiomycetes; Eurotiales; Aspergillaceae
Exons: 1
Coding region: 1-1047 (348 amino acids)
Source: RefSeq, a predicted model, not a curated record
AUGUGGCCUGAUGACAUAGGGAGCCAAGUGGGCUCCCAGCUGUCACGUCCCGUUACCUACGUCAUCACCUCCUUCCUCUCCAUCGCUCUCUAUAAUGUCGUGGAGCUGACCUUCAUUCUGUUGCUGACGUUCAAGCGCCGCAAGGGGCUAUACUUUUGGAGCUUCGUCGUCGCUACUUGGGGCAUCGCCAUUUACUCCAUUGGAUUUAUCCUCAAAGACUUCAAUCUUGUCGACAAUGCCAUCUCCUACUUCUAUGUCACGCUGAUCGUGACUGGCUGGUGUGCCAUGGUCACCGGCCAGUCGAUGGUGCUGUACUCUCGUCUUCAUCUCGUCGUGCGGCAUCAUAUCAUGCUCCGGUUCAUCCUUGGCAUGAUUCUCUGCGAUGUCUUUCUACUCCAAGUUCCAACUAUCAUUCUAUGCUACGGUGCAAAUUCAUCUACCUCCGAUAGAUUUGUGCUACCAUACGCCAUAUACGAACGGAUUCAAGUGACCGUUUUCUUUAUUCAGGAAGCCAUAAUAUCCGGCGUUUACGUAUACGAGACGUUCAGAUUGCUUCGCUCGGAAGAUGAGAUCUUGGAAGGAACACACCGAGAGGCUGCCCGGAGGCUGAUGCUGCACCUGAUUCUCAUGAACAUUAUCGUCAUACUCUUGGAUAUCGCAAUUCUGGUCCUUGAAUGGGCGGGUCGGUAUGCGUCGCAAACAGCAGUAAAGGGGUUCAUCUACAGCGUUAAGCUGAAGCUGGAGUUUGACAUCUUAAACCAACUGGUCACGUUCGUAUACCACUCUCACAUAUCGAAUUCGGCCAAUUUGGAGGGGGAAAGCUCAUCGAGGAACUUCUGGGAUAUCAAUCAACAAGCUGAGCAAAAUAAUGCUCCCACGCGUCAUCCUCAUCCUAGGCAUUGUGCGUGGGCCGACGCGGCUAACAGGAUUAGACGUGAUUUUACUAUCUCGGCUGAGAAGAAGAUGAUCAAGAUAAUCCAAUCUGCCAGAAAACAAUCUAGUUCCAGCGGUUCCCCACAAGACGCAGAUUCGGAUCGUCCGGCAUGA